UUUUACGCACGAGCAUCCGUGCGCAAUGAAGCACAGGGUAGCGCGCGCUUCUCCAUAUACCUGAGAGAGCGUACGCGCUUUUACGCACGAGAAUCACAGCUCGUUUCCAAGCACAACCAUGGUCAACAAGUCGCACCAAGUCACGGCGAGCAACGACACCGACCCGUUCGGCAGGAACGAAGAUGUUGCCAAAAUGGAGAUCACGGUGUUGAGCGUCACCUUCCUCGUGGCGGUCAUCGGAAAUCUGUCCGUGCUGCUGGCCAUGCACAACACCAAGAAGAAGAGCUCGCGCAUGCACCUGUUCAUCAAGCACCUGAGUCUCGCGGACCUGGUGGUGGCUUUCUUCCAGGUUCUUCCACAGCUCUGCUGGGAGAUCACCUUCAGGUUUUACGGACCUGACUUCCUUUGCCGGAUUGUCAAGCAUCUUCAGGUCCUGGGGAUGUUCGCGUCCACUUACAUGAUGGUGAUGAUGACAAUGGACCGCUACAUCGCCAUAUGCCACCCUCUGAAGACCCUCCAGCAGCCCACGCAGCGCGCCUACAUCAUGAUCGGGUCCACAUGGCUCUGCAGCCUGUUGCUCAGCACCCCUCAAUACUUCAUCUUCUCCCUGAGCGAGAUCCAGAACGGCUCGGAUGUGUAUGACUGCUGGGGACACUUCAUCGAGCCGUGGGGCAUCCGAGCCUACAUCACCUGGAUCACCGUGGGCAUCUUCCUCAUCCCUGUAAUCGUCCUCAUGAUCUGCUACGGCUUCAUAUGCCACAGUAUCUGGAAGAACUUAAAGUGCAAGACCAAGAGAGGCUCCCCACACAGCACCAGGAACGGGAUGAUUGGAAAGGCGUCUGUCAGUAGCGUCACCAUCAUCUCAAGAGCCAAACUAAGAACGGUGAAGAUGACAUUCGUGAUUGUUUUGGCGUACAUAGUGUGCUGGGCUCCGUUCUUCAUCGUGCAAAUGUGGUCAGUCUGGGAUGAAAACUUCUCCUGGGAUGAUUCUGAAAAUGCAGCAGUGACCCUCUCUGCCCUGCUGGCGAGUCUCAACAGCUGCUGUAACCCCUGGAUCUACAUGCUCUUCAGCGGCCACCUCCUCUACGACUUCUUAGGCUGUUUCCCCUGCUGGAACAAACCCCAAAACACGUUCCACAAAGAGGACUCGGACAGCAGCAUCCGGAGGAACACCCUCCUGAGAAAGCUGACUGCUGCCCGGACCGACGAUGGCUUCAACUCUUGGAAAGACCUGUGCAACUCCCGAAAGUCCAGUCAGUCUAUAGGGUUAGACUAUUCUCGCAAAUCCAGUCAGUGUUUGCAGCUUGACUUUUCGCGCAAGUCAAGUCAGAGUGUGCCUGUGGAGUCCUAAGAGCCCGAUGGGAUGGUGAUAUAUAAAGUCAUGAAAAUAAAUGUAAAUAAAAGAUUAUAUCUAGUUAUACUGUUUUAGCACACAUAAUGAAUGAGAAUCUACAGAGGAAUGUUGCGUUCAUUCUUAUAAAUGUUUUACAGCACAUUAUGUCGUGUUGCACUUUCCUUUAUGGCUAAAGUCUGUGACUUCAGGUUUGUGUUUAAUAUUGGUGAGAACUUCAGCUUCAUUUCUUAGGCUGAUGUGUGUCUUAUUUGUUUACAUCAAUAACAUGAAGCUCUUUUUGAUUGGAUGGGAGCAAAAGAGUGGAGUGUGUGUACUUGUCUACGGAGCCCCGCACAUAACAUGCAGGAAAAAAAAAAUAGUAGGCAUUUAGCAAAUCGAGGGAAUGAAGUAGUAAAUCGUGCUAGCGAUUUCGCAAAUCGAGUGAACGAAGUAGUAAAUCGUGCUCGCGAUUUCGCAAAUCGAGUGAACAAAGUAGUAAAUCGUGCUCGCGAUUUCGCAAAUCGAGUGAACGAAGUAGUAAAUCAUGUGCGCAAUUUAGCAAAUCGAGGGAACAAAGUAGUAAAUCGUGCGGACGAUUUAGCAAAUCGAGGCAACGAAAUAGUAAAUAGUAAAUCGUGUGCACGAUUUAGCAAAUCGAGGGAACAAAUUAGUAAAUCGUGCACGCGACUGAACAAAUCAAGUGAACAAAAUAGUAAAUUGUGCACAUGAUUUAGCAAAUCGAAGGAACGAAUUAGUAAAUCGUGCUAGCGAUUUCGCAAAUCGAGUGAACGAAGUAGUAAAUCGUGCUCGCGAUUUCGCAAAUCGAGUGAACAAAGUAGUAAAUCGUGCUCGCGAUUUCGCAAAUCGAGUGAACGAAGUAGUAAAUCAUGUGCGCAAUUUAGCAAAUCGAGGGAACAAAGUAGUAAAUCGUGCGGACGAUUUAGCAAAUCGAGGCAACGAAAUAGUAAAUAGUAAAUCGUGUGCACGAUUUAGCAAAUCGAGGGAACAAAUUAGUAAAUCGUGCACGCGACUGAACAAAUCAAGUGAACAAAAUAGUAAAUUGUGCACAUGAUUUAGCAAAUCGAAGGAACGAAUUAGUAAAUCGUGCUAGCGAUUUCGCAAAUCGAGUGAACGAAGUAGUAAAUCGUGCUCGCGAUUUCGCAAAUCGAGUGAACAAAGUAGUAAAUCGUGCUCGCGAUUUCGCAAAUCGAGUGAACGAAGUAGUAAAUCAUGUGCGCAAUUUAGCAAAUCGAGGGAACAAAGUAGUAAAUCGUGCGGACGAUUUAGCAAAUCGAGGCAACGAAAUAGUAAAUAGUAAAUCGUGUGCACGAUUUAGCAAAUCGAGGGAACAAAUUAGUAAAUC
Molecule: messenger RNA, 2696 nt
Organism: Megalobrama amblycephala (Wuchang bream)
Lineage: Eukaryota; Metazoa; Chordata; Actinopteri; Cypriniformes; Xenocyprididae
Gene: avpr1ab
Product: arginine vasopressin receptor 1Ab
Exons: 2
Coding region: 119-1351 (410 amino acids)
Biological process (GO): G protein-coupled receptor signaling pathway; regulation of systemic arterial blood pressure by vasopressin; positive regulation of vasoconstriction
Cellular component (GO): membrane
Molecular function (GO): vasopressin receptor activity; peptide binding
Source: RefSeq, a predicted model, not a curated record